Messenger RNA from Xiphias gladius (swordfish), 4094 nucleotides. RefSeq names its product importin 9 (gene ipo9). The transcript has 24 exons. Gene Ontology annotation, biological process: protein import into nucleus. Gene Ontology annotation, molecular function: small GTPase binding. Bases 118 to 3327 code for a protein of 1069 amino acids. Lineage: Eukaryota; Metazoa; Chordata; Actinopteri; Istiophoriformes; Xiphiidae. Gene Ontology annotation, cellular component: nuclear envelope; cytosol. The record is from RefSeq and is a predicted model, not a curated record.
ACCCCGCCUCCACGUUUCCAUGCAUUGGCGCGCUUCCCCUCUGCGCUCUGCUCCUCCCCGGGUAGUGGUGGUGGAGGACUAACUCUGUAGCAGGCUGCGGGUGAAAACACGGCAGGCAUGAGUGCGGCGGGUAACGCUCGGUCCGGUUCGGCGGCCGGCCCGGUCCAGCAGGGACUAAAAGAAGCUCUGAUCGAGACGCUGACGGCCAUCCUGUCCCCGGUUCAAGAAGUGCGCGCCGCCGCGGAGGAGCAGAUCAAAGUGCUGGAAGUGACAGAGGAGUUUGGCGUCCACCUGGCAGAGCUCACAGUUGAUCCUCAGGGAGCGCUCGCCAUCCGUCAGUUAGCAUCAGUGAUCCUGAAACAGUAUGUGGAGACUCACUGGUGUUCCCAGUCGGAGAAAUUCAGGCCUCCUGAAACCACAGAUCAUGCUAAAGCUGCCAUCAGGGAGCUGCUGCCAGGUGGUCUGCGAGAGUCGAUCAGCAAAGUCCGCUCCAGUGUUGCGUAUGCCGUGUCGGCCAUCGCCCACUGGGACUGGCCUGAAGCUUGGCCACAGCUCUUCACACUGCUGAUGGAGAUGCUGGUCAGCGGAGAUGUCAAUGCUGUGCACGGGGCCAUGAGGGUCCUCACAGAGUUUACUCGGGAGGUGACAGAUACACAGAUGCCACUGGUGGCUCCAGUCAUCCUACCUGAAAUGUACAAGAUCUUCACCAUGGCCGAGAUUUACAGUAUUCGUACCCGCUCCAGAGCAGUAGAGAUAUUCACCACUUGUGCCAACCUCAUCUGUGCUAUUGAAGAGCUUGAAAAGGGUGCAGCCAAAGCGUUGAUUUUCCCUGUGGUGCAGCAGUUUACAGAAGCGUUUGUGCAGGCUCUGCAGAUGCCUGAUGGACCCUCGUCUGACAGCGGUCUUAAGAUGGAAGUCCUAAAGGCAGUGACAGCGUUGGUAAAGAACUUCCCCAAACCCAUGGUGUCCUCCAUGCAGCAGAUAUUACCCAUCGUGUGGAACACACUGACUGAAAGUGCAGCUUUUUAUGUAAGAACAGAAGUCAACUACACAGAGGAGGUGGAUGACCCGAUAGACUCAGAUGGUGAGGUUCUGGGUUUUGAGAAUCUUGUGUUCAGCAUCUUUGAGUUUGUGCACACGCUGCUGGAGAACAACAAGUUCAAGAGCACAGUGAAGAAAGCCCUGCCUGAACUCAUCUACUACAUCAUCCUGUACAUGCAGAUCACUGAGGACCAGAUCAAAGUGUGGACGGCUAACCCCCAGCAGUUUGUAGAGGAUGAGGAUGAUGACACUUUUUCCUACUCUGUCAGGAUCUCUUCUCAGGACCUUUUGCUGGCGGUUGCUGCAGAGUUUCAGAAUGAGAGCGCAGCGGCACUGGCAGCGGCAGCGACCAGACACCUCCAGGAGGCAGAGCAGGCCAAAAACAGUGGCAAUGAGCACUGGUGGAAGAUCCAUGAGGCUUGUAUGUUGGCUCUCGGUUCAGUGAAAACCAUCAUCACAGAGAACGUGAAGAACGGUCGUAUCCAGUUUGACAUGCAUGGUUUCCUGGCUAGUGUUAUCCUCGCUGAUCUCAACCUGGCAGGUGAGUCUCAAACUGACCUUUGGAGAUUCAUUGAAGUGAUCCACAACCAAACCCCAAGACCUCUAAAAUCUACCAAAGCGGCGUCUCCUUUCCUCCUCGGCCGGGCUCUGUGGGCGGCCAGUCGCUUCACAGCAGCCAUGUCUCCUGAGCUCAUCCAGCAGUUCCUCCAGGCCACCGUAAGCGGGCUUCACGACAGCCAGCCACCCUCCGUCCGCAUCUCCGCGGUCAGGGCCAUCUGGGGGUACUGUGAUCAGCUGAAGCUGUCAGAGAGCACCCAUGUUCUUCAGCCCUUCCUCCCCAGCAUCCUGGAGGGACUGGUCCAACUGGCCGCUCAGUUCAGCUCAGAGGUGCUUACCCUCGUCAUGGAGACACUGUGCAUCGUCUGCACCGUCGACCCUGCCUUCACCACCAGCGCCGAGAACAAGAUCUGCCCCCUCACCAUUGCUAUUUUCCUUAAAUAUAACAAUGACCCUGUGGUGGCAUCUCUGGCUCAGGACAUCUUCAAGGAACUGGCACAGAUCGAAGGCUGCCAAGGCCCCAUGCAGAUGCGUCUCAUCCCCACGCUGAUCAGCAUCAUGCAGGCUCCCCCCGACAAGAUCCCCUCUGGACUCUGUGCUACGUCCAUAGACAUCCUGACCACAGUUGUACGCAACACCAAAUCCCCUCUAUCAGAGAUGCUGGUGUGCCAGGCGUUCCCUGUGGUGGCACAGUGCACCUUGCGUACUGACGACAACACAAUAAUGCAGAACGGCGGUGAGUGCCUGCGGGCGUACGUCUCCGUCGCCCUGGAGCAGAUCGCCCAGUGGAGGGACGAGCAGGGGAACAGCGGCCUCUGGUACGUCAUGCAGGUGGUCAACCAGCUGCUGGACCCCCGGACCUCUGAAUUCACGGCUGCCUUCGUGGGCAGGUUGGUGUCCACUCUGAUCUCUCGGGCGGGAACCGAGCUCGGGGAACAGCUGGACCAGAUCCUCCGAGCGAUUCUGAGCAAGAUGCAGCAAGCGGAGACUCUGAGUGUCAUGCAGUCUCUGAUCAUGGUGUUUGCCCACCUGGUUCACUCCCAGCUGGAGCCUCUGUUGGAGUUCUUGUGCAGUCUGCCCGGACCGACGGGGAAACCUGCCCUGGAGUUUGUCAUGACAGAGUGGAUGAGCAGACAGCACCUCUUCUAUGGACAGUACGAGGGUAAAGUCAGCACGGUGGCGCUCUGUAAGCUGCUGCAGCAUGGCCUCAACACCGACGACAAACGUCUCCAGGACAUUAUGGUGAAGGGGGAGGAGAUCUACAGCCCUGAAGACGGCAUCCGCACACGAUCCAAAUCUGCCAAAAAUCCAGAGAGGUGGACCAACAUUCCUUUGCUAGUGAAGAUCUUUAAAUUGAUCAUCAAUGAGCUGUCGACAGUGGUGGAGGCAAACGCCAGCAGGGCAAACGCAGCAGACUGGAGCCAAGAUUCCAGCAGUAUGUGGGAGGAGCAGGAGGAGGAAGAGGGGGAGGAUGAGGAGGACGAGGACGAAGGGCUGGCCGGGCAGCUGCUUUCUGAUCUCAUCGCCUCCAACAAAUAUGAUGAUGAUUAUUAUGAAGAUGAUGAGGAGGACGAUCCAGAUGCUUUGAAAGACCCCAUAUAUCAGAUUGAUCUGCAGGCUUAUCUGACGGACUUCCUGACACAGUUCGCCCAGCAGCCGUGUUACAGCAUGUUCUCAGGCCACCUCAACAGUGCCGAGAGACAAACCCUGCAGUCUAUAGGCCUCUAGCCCACCCCCGUCUGCCACUCCCACGCAUCUUCUUCCAUCUACAAUGCCCUGAAACUCUCUUCUGUUUCCCCAUCACUUAAGCUCUCAUGAUGAAUUUACAACCCAGCAAAAGAAAAUAAAAAAAUUGUUGGGAUGUUGGGUCCUGGCAGAGGGAGAGGACGGGGUGGGAAGAGAGACACAUGCACUUACCCAUGACUCCCAUGUUUCUUCACACUUGUGAUGGGAUGAAGGACUUUGCAGAUGUUAAAGUGAGGAGGAUGAAGAGGUGAGAGACCGCACAGAAGGUCAGAGGACUCACCUUUCUGGAGCAAUUUCAGACUGGAUAAGAAGAUUGAGUCAAGAGUUUCGCGGCUUCACAUUCGGACAGGUGAACCAUCAAAUAUGAACGGACUAUUUUGCCAUGUCCUGUUUGUAACUCAGCCCGUUAUUUUUGUGUCUCUGUAUAAACAAAGUGAAAUGCAACAUGGAAAACACUUCUAAGAGACUUUACAUUGAUCGAAGGAAAGUUUAAAAAAAACCCCAAACAUCCUGAUCUUUGUAGAGGCAGAGAAACGUUGGCGGCCUUAUAUUACAGAUAACAUUGACUGUUUCUGAAAGGAAAUGAAAAGCCCUUAGACCAGCUCUCAUGUCCUGGGGUAUGGUGGGUAUUUGGGAAUUCACUUUUGCCAUGGUGAUUCGCAGCCUUGUCAUUUCCUUGUACCCACUGAAAUUUGGGAUGGAAAAAUUUCUAAAUAAAAGUCCCAAAUGGACAACACUUGUAGAUCGAG